AUGGGCAAGGGAACAGACAAGCUCUACAUCACCCACUCCGAGUGGUCCUCGUCCGACGCCUUCUCCGCCAGCGUCGGCUCCAACGUCCGAUCGUCCACCAACGCGCCCUUUCGCCGCCUGCCCUUCAACUUCUGCGCCGCCUCCCUCCAGCCCUUCAAGAACCCCGUCUGCACGCCCGCGGGCACCAUCUUCGACGUCGAGGUCAUCUCGUCCUGGCUCGACAAGCAUCCCCACCAGAACCCCGUCGACGGCUCCGAGCUGCACCGCAAGGACCUGAUCCGCCUCGAGUUCGCCCGCAAUGCCGGCAGCGACAGCCUCGGCGCCGGCCUGAGCGACGGCAAGGGUGAUCUCGUCGACCCCGUCACCUUCAAGGUCUUCACCGACAACACCCACAUUGUCGCCAUUCGUCACGGCAGCUAUGCCAACGUCUUCGCCUGGGACACGGUCGAGCGCAUGAACAUCAAGCCCAAGAUGUGGCAGGACCUCGUCGACGACCAGCCCUUUACCCGCGCCGACAUUAUCACCCUCCAGGACCCCCAGAACGCCGCCAGCCGCAACCUCGACGACUUCAAGUACCUCAAGGAGGGCCUCGACGCCCAGCGGACGAGCGAGCAAGAGGAGGAGCGCCAGGCCGGCGAUAUCAACGCCGCCGCGCUGGGGAGCAUGGGCGACAAGGUCAGCAAGGCCAAGGCGGCCGUGGACAAGGCGCGGCGCGCGCGGGAGACUGGGGGCGACGUCAACCGGAGCUCCCACUCGGCCGCCCUGGCCAGGCAAGGCGGCGCCGCGGCUGUCGCGCGGAAGCCCAUGAUCCAGGACCGGAAACUGGCCGCCAACUCGGCCGCCUACACGACCGGCAAGGCCGCCGCCAGCUUCACCAGCACGGGCCUCACGCCCGAGACGAGCGGCGAGCGCGCCCUGCUGUCCGAGGAGGACUACAUGCUCAAGCCCAAGCGCGUCCUGAUCAAGGGCUACGCCCGCAUGGCGACCAACCUCGGUGACAUGACCAUUGAGCUGCACCCCGAGUACGCGCCCAAGGCCGUCUGGAACUUUGUCCGGCUCGCCCAGCGGGGCUACUACCGCAACAUCCCCUUUCACCGCAACAUCCCCAAGUUCAUGAUUCAGGGCGGCGACCCCACGGGCACCGGCAAGGGAGGGCAGAGCGUCUGGGGCAAAUACUUUAGCGACGAGUUUGAGGGUCCCAUGACACACGCGGCGCGCGGCACGCUGAGCAUGGCCAACAAGGGCAAGAACACCAACUCGAGCCAAUUUUUCAUCACGUACAAGGCGACGCCGCACCUGGACCGCAAGCACACUGUGUUCGGGACCGUGAUCGAGGGCCUGGACACGCUGACCAAGCUCGAGGCCACGCCCGUCGACGGCGGGAAUCGGCCGACGAGGGACAUUACCAUCAAGGACAUUGUGGUCUACGUUGACCCCUUUGAGGAGUUUCAGAAGCAAAAGAGCAAGAAGGAGGCAGAGGAGGAGGAGAUGGAGAGGCUGCGGAGGGAGGGCGGCACCGAGGACGACAAGACCACGUGGACUGGGAAGCGGAUCAGGGGCGAUGGCACGAUGGACAGCGGACCGGCCGUCGGCGUGGGCAAGUACCUGGACGUGCGCCGGUCGAACGGGCAGGACACGGCGGCGGACGCGGACGAGGAGGAAAACAACACGUGGGACGAGGUCCAGCCUGCGAAGAAGAAGGUCCGCACGGGUGGAUUUGGCAACUUUGACAACUGGUGA
This is a messenger RNA of Emericellopsis cladophorae, 1740 nucleotides long. Its product is annotated as Peptidyl-prolyl cis-trans isomerase-like-like protein. Gene Ontology annotation, biological process: protein polyubiquitination; protein peptidyl-prolyl isomerization. The record is from RefSeq and is a predicted model, not a curated record. Gene Ontology annotation, molecular function: peptidyl-prolyl cis-trans isomerase activity; ubiquitin-ubiquitin ligase activity. Bases 1 to 1740 code for a protein of 579 amino acids. The transcript is spliced from 2 exons. Lineage: Eukaryota; Fungi; Ascomycota; Sordariomycetes; Hypocreales; Bionectriaceae. Gene Ontology annotation, cellular component: catalytic step 2 spliceosome.